UAAAUGCUAGCUCUCAACCACAUGAGUUAAAUAAUAUCAAAACAACAACACAAGUAGCUUUUAUUCUAGGAGUUUUCUUUUUUGUUUAUUAAAUUUAUAUGAAAGUGAAAGCAAAAAUGCAAAAGAAACGAGAAGAAAUAGAAGCGAGUAGUUCAGAUUCGGAAUCCGAUGGAAAUUUGGACGAGCAGCAAGAAAUGGGGACUGAUGAAGAGGAAAAUACGAGCGAAAACGAUAAAGAAGCUGGCCCAAGUGGAUCAGGAACGAGUGAACAAUCGGAAAAGAAGAAAAAACGUGGCAUUAUUUAUAUAUCAUCAAUUCCAAAGUUUAUGAAUGUAACGAUUAUGCGUGAACUACUCGGUCAGUAUGCGAAACUCGGUCGGAUAUUCCUUCAGCCGGGGAAAUUAUCAGCGGAAGAAGAAAAUCGCAAAAAGAAAAAGCGUCGCUUGGCCCGUCACUUCACCGAAGGUUGGGUUGAAUUCGAGAGCAAACGUGCUGCAAAACGAGUCGCUCAAAUGCUCAACAACACACCCAUCGCCACACGGAAAAGUUCGAAAUUCUUCGAUCAAUUUUGGAUAAUGAAAUAUUUGCCGCGAUUCAAAUGGGUGCACUUGAGCGAACGUCUGACAUACGAAAAAGCCGUUCACCGUCAGAAACUACAGACUGAAAUUUCACAAGCUCGCAAAGAGACUGCCUUCUUCCAGGAGAAUUUGGACAAGAGCAAAAAAUUCAAAAAGCUGAAAAAGAAACAGAAAAAUGCCAACAAUUUUGUGGAGACCAACGCGUGAUAUUUUUGUGCAAAUAUAUUGCACGGUCCGAAUUCUGGAUGUAAAAAAAAAUGAUUCAUUUAAUAAAUGUGCUUUAAAAUUCGAUUUCAAAUAUAAACCAAA
Sitodiplosis mosellana (orange wheat blossom midge) is the source of this 887-nucleotide messenger RNA. RefSeq names its product activator of basal transcription 1-like. Gene Ontology annotation, cellular component: nucleolus. Gene Ontology annotation, biological process: small-subunit processome assembly; endonucleolytic cleavage to generate mature 5'-end of SSU-rRNA from (SSU-rRNA, 5.8S rRNA, LSU-rRNA); endonucleolytic cleavage in ITS1 to separate SSU-rRNA from 5.8S rRNA and LSU-rRNA from tricistronic rRNA transcript (SSU-rRNA, 5.8S rRNA, LSU-rRNA). The record is from RefSeq and is a predicted model, not a curated record. The coding region runs from base 99 to 785 and encodes 228 amino acids. NCBI's taxonomy places the organism in Eukaryota, Metazoa, Arthropoda, Insecta, Diptera, Cecidomyiidae. Gene Ontology annotation, molecular function: RNA binding. The transcript has 2 exons.